ACGAAUCCUGAACCGCUGAUAUCUUCUUCUAAACGGGUACGCCCAAAAGCCCAACUUCUCUCUCCUCUUUUCCUCGCUUCAAUGACUUCCCCAUUCCUUCUCCUCUUCUUCCUCGCUCUAACCUCUUCUCCGCCGGCAUCCGCCGACGACUUGCCUCCGGCGUGCCCAUAUCCCUGUCUUCCACCCCCGUUGUCUUUCACAAACUACCCUCCACCACCGCCGUACACGCCGGACUACUCGUUGUAUCCGCCGCCGGCUGGCAACAUACCGUACUACGAGCCGCCGACGACUCCGUACUCGAACUACCCUGCUCCACCGCCUCCUAAUCCUAUACUACCCUGGUUCCCCUGGUACUACCGCUACCCCCCACCGCCGUCUUCGGCGCCCCUGCCGGCGAAACUUUCCGGCGCCCUUCUCACUGCCAUCGUUAUGGUAUCAUUUUCUACUUGUUUCUUCUUAGAUGGAGAGUACUUUAUGUGAAUCGCAAUAUAUAAAUGGCUCUUUUUUAUUAUAUUUUUUUGAUGAAUUGUGUUGUAAGAAACAAAGGGAAAUUGGGCAACAAGUUCUUGUAAAUUGACUGUUUACAUAUAUUUCUUUUCUUGCUGCUAUUGCUGAAAUUCGCUAAUAUAUAAUCCACAAA
Molecule: messenger RNA, 640 nt
Organism: Dendrobium catenatum
Lineage: Eukaryota; Viridiplantae; Streptophyta; Magnoliopsida; Asparagales; Orchidaceae
Product: leucine-rich repeat extensin-like protein 6
Exons: 1
Coding region: 82-480 (132 amino acids)
Source: RefSeq, a predicted model, not a curated record